Messenger RNA from Morone saxatilis (striped sea-bass), 5214 nucleotides. RefSeq names its product ADAM metallopeptidase domain 12 (gene adam12). The transcript is spliced from 23 exons. Gene Ontology annotation, molecular function: metalloendopeptidase activity. The record is from RefSeq and is a predicted model, not a curated record. NCBI's taxonomy places the organism in Eukaryota, Metazoa, Chordata, Actinopteri, Moronidae. Bases 567 to 3440 code for a protein of 957 amino acids. Gene Ontology annotation, biological process: proteolysis.
AUUAGGUGGGCAAAUGAGGAAAAGAUUGGAUUUGGCAACUAGGUAAUUGGAUUUGUCAACAUCUGUCCGGCUUUAGGACCCAGCGGAGUGUGAGGCGCACAUGGCAAAGUGUGGCUGCUCCGGUACGAGAGGGGAUGGUAGGUCCGCUUCACUACUCAACAUCCCCUCUCUCAUUCUGGCUUUUCUACCGCUCCUUGUCAUAACCCUAUCACAUGGCCAACACCUCCACACACACACACAAAAACCCUUUAGCUAACACAUGUGUUUGAACGUUUUUCCCCCCAGACAGUUGCCCGCCAAACGUCUGGGGUAGGAAGGAAAAGUUUUUGACAGCUUCUUUUUUGAAAUGACAGCCUGCCGCAUCUUGGACUCUUGGUGGUGAAGCUUUUUUUUUGCCUCUUAACCCCCCGUUUUAACCCCCACUACACACCUCCGUGAACUGCUUUGACCUGUAUCCUCCAUCCUGUCCCCUGUGUGAAGUGUCUGGUCGUGCUGCAUUAAUAACGCAGUUUGACCGGAGCGCUUUCUCCCCCUCCCCGGCUUCACCCCCACCGAGCCCGGGCAUCAUGAGAACCUGGAGGCGGCGGAAGAACUUUGCCUUUCUGAUCUUCGCUCUCCGCGUCUGGUGCCUGUCCACGGCAACAGAAAAUGCUGACAGCAUGCUUCACAGUAUCCAGGAGGGAAGUAGUUCAGACAAGCCUAAACAGCGAGGGGAAGCAACCAAAACAGAGCGCUAUGGGACCACCGUACCGCUACUGCUGAAGGGCAAGGAGCGCAGACCCCUCUGCCAGCUCCCAGCCGGGAGACAUCCUGCGUCACUCCAGCUGCUGGUACAAGCGGAAGGUGAACAGCUGAUCCUGUUGCUGGAGAAAAAUGAGGGUCUUUUUGCAAGCCAUUACACUGAGACACAUUACCGGGAGGAUGGAAGUGCAGUCACCGGUGCUCACAACUUCACGAAUAACUGCUACUACCAUGGGGAAGUUCAAGAGCAUCCAAACUCUGAUGUCACCCUCAGCACCUGCUCAGGCCUUCGAGGCUUCAUCGCGCUUAAAAACAAGACAUUCAUCAUUGAGCCGGUGUCUGGCCAUGGCAACUGUACCCACUCCAUAUACCGAGUGGAAGAACUCAAACUGACCCCAGGAGACUGUGGCCACGGCUUCAACAUGUCCUCUGUUGCCCCUGAAAACCACAUCAAAAACCCUUUUCAAUCCUUUCACACAAGGCAUAAAAGACAUGCUCAGAAGACAACCAAGUAUGUAGAGCUGAUCAUUGUUGCGGACAACAGAGAGUUUCAGAAACACGGGAGGGACGUGGAGAAGGUGAAACAGAGACUGGCAGAGAUAGCCAAUUAUGUGGACAAGUUCUACAGGGCCCUGGACAUCCGGGUGGCCCUGGUGGGUCUUGAGGUGUGGAGUGACUCUGAUAAAUGUCCCAUCACCCAGGAUCCCUUCACCACCCUGCACGAGUUCCUAGACUGGAGGAAAGUCAAACUGCUGCCCCAGAAACCUCACGACAAUGCUCAGCUCAUCAGCGGGGUUUACUUCCAGGGUACCACCAUUGGCAUGGCACCCAUUAUGAGCAUGUGUACAGUUGAGCAGUCUGGAGGCAUUGUCAUGGAUCACUCUGAGAACCCACUGGGUGCAGCUGUGACUUUGGCACACGAGCUGGGACACAAUUUUGGCAUGAACCACGACACCCCAGAGCGCGGCUGUGGCUGCAGGAUGACUGUUGAUCGUGGAGGCUGCAUCAUGACCCCCUCCACAGGGUAUCCAUUCCCAACAGUUUUCAGCACAUGCAGUAAGAAGGACCUUGCUGCCAGUCUGGAGAAAGGCGUUGGCAUGUGUUUGUACAACAUGCCCGAAGUCAAGGUGCUCUAUGGUGGCCAGAAGUGCGGCAAUGGUUACGUGGAAGAGGGAGAAGAGUGUGACUGCGGUGAGCCAGAGGAAUGUAUGAACCCAUGCUGCAACGCCACCACAUGCACCCUUAAGGGAGAUGCCGUGUGUGCCCACGGACAGUGCUGUGAAGACUGCAGGCUGAAACCAGCUGGCACCCUGUGUCGAGAGUCCAGCAACUCCUGUGACCUGCCAGAGUUCUGUACUGGUGCCAACCCUCACUGCCCAGCCAACGUUUAUCUGCAUGAUGGGCACGCCUGCCACAAUGUCGAAGGCUACUGCUACAACGGCAUCUGCCAGACUCAUGAGCAACAGUGCAUCACCCUGUGGGGACCAGGAGCCAAGCCUGCCCCUGGGAUAUGCUUUGAGCGAGUCAACUCUGCAGGGGAUCCUUAUGGGAAUUGUGGGAAAGACUCCAAAGGCUCCUUUGCCAAAUGUGAUGCGAGGGAUGCAAAGUGUGGUAAAAUUCAGUGCCAGGGAGGAGCCAACCGGCCUGUGAUCGGAACAAAUGCUGUUUCUAUUGAAACCAAUAUCCCGCUACAAGAAGGAGGGCGGAUUCUGUGUCGAGGAACACAUGUUUACCUGGGUGAUGACAUGCCUGAUCCUGGACUGGUUCUGGCUGGUACAAAGUGCGGAGAUGGCAUGGUGUGCCUGAAUCGGCAGUGUCAGAAUGUCAGUGUCUUUGGUGUGCAUGAGUGCUCUGGGAAGUGCAAUGGACGUGGGGUGUGCAACAACAAGAAGAACUGCCACUGUGAAGCACACUGGGCGCCUCCGUUCUGUGAGAAAACAGGCUUCGGUGGGAGUAUUGACAGCGGGCCAAUGAGACUGGCAGCCGACAGUGUGGUCAUUACAGUGGCAAUCCUGGUCACCCUGGUCAGCCUUCUGGUAACCAUCGUGAUCAUCUUUCUGAAGAGGAAGACUCUUCUGCGCCUACUCUUCACCAAUAGGAAGAGCACCUUGGAGAAACUCAGAUCUGUGGAGGCCAACAGACCAACCAGCCCCAUCAGGACUCAGUCCCAUUACAGGCCCACACCACAGCGCAAGCCUCCACCCACACCCUCCGGCAUCAACAUUUAUAAGCCGUCUCUCCUGAGUGCGGAGCCACUUCUCCCUCCACACAACUUCCACUCUCACAGCCUGCGCAGACUGCCCCUCUACCAGCCCCUGCACAUCAGUCAGCCCAUGCCGGUGUCUCUGAGCGUGGGUCAGCCCACCCUGCCGCCUCUCCCGGCCCACCACAGGGUCCUGCCCGUCCACACGUCCCUCUCGCCAUCUCGAGUGCCACCUUUUCUCAGUCUGCCUCGCCAGCAGUCAUCGUACAGGGUGGACCAGGAGAAACCCAGGCCACCCCAGAAACCCUUACCUGCAGACCCACUAGGGAGGAGCUCUCGGCUCGGUCACAGCGCCACGGCAGCCGGGGUCCACACCCUCGGAAAUGGACCCCUCCCCAUACCUAUCCCCACUGUGCCCAGGCCUCCACCCACCAUCCCUUUACCCAGCAGACCUGUGCCGAUGUUGCCCUAUAGACCACCAAAGAAGGACUGCUGAGCUCUUGACAUCACGGAGUGGAUCCGUCCACUAACAGAGGGAUAUUUUCUUGAUUUGCACUAAUUACUGAGACUCUGUAAGACCUUUUGGACACUAGUAUCACAGAGUUUCUAGUGAAAGGGGGCAGACAUCACAUCUCGGUGCUACGCCUCUAAAAGGUGCUUUUUUGUCCUCGCUCAGGUACCAAUGAACUAUUUAUCUAUUUAACUAUUUAACUUCAAUAUUAGCAAUCUCUGAACGGAGCACUCUGAUCAAGAGUGACUUUUCCCCGUGGAAAAGCUUAGAAAAGAAGGAAACAUUUCUUUAAGGUAUUUCUUUUGCAUUCUUUGGUGAUUUUUAUACUUUUUUCUCAAAUGAAAUGCUGAAAUAUAUGAUGUUUUUAUAACUAGGGAAGUCGCUUGAAUAAUUGAAGCGCAAAAAAGUUUGUUUUUGGGACUAAAAUGAAGAUAAGGGAAAUGGAGCACAGCUCAGCAAGUUGUCAGUGUAGCUUGUGGGCCAUAGAGCAGUGUUAUUUAUUCUGUUUUUCAUAUUUUUAUGAGGUAUUGAAUACCAAACACAUCUUUUCUAUUCAUGUCGCCACGGUGCUACAAAGUAGAUAUUAAUCAAAUGUUUUAUUAAUUAAACACAUGCAUUCAUAUUAAAGCCUCGGACUACACCACUUUUCUUGGGAUUAAUCCGCUCUGCUCAUUUUACAGUCUCGCAGUCAGGCUCCUUUAUUCCCUUAUAAGUUCACUUUCUCAGUCAAGUACAAAAGUACUUUUCACACGUUUCAGACUGGCUCUGACACACUGCUCGGGGCAUGUGUUGGACGCCCAACAUGUUUUCCUGAUAACUGGCAGACGCUGCGGAGUCUCAACAGAUUCGACAGACUGAUUGUGUUCCAGAGAAUUACACCAACACCAAAUAAUUCAACAUUAACUCUGGUGUUUGUAUGUUUAACAUUUACGCUCACUUUGUCUCCGAGUGCGCGAGCCAAGAGGAAUGACUUCAGCGCUGUGAGCUUUCCAAUCUCCUCCUCGACUGUGUCCAACGAGAUGUUUUACCGUAUCUGUCCCGUCUUUCUGUUUUUUUUGCCUUCAUAACAUUCCUUUUGGAUUUUGUACGGUUGUGUUAUUCCUGAACUCUGAGAUUAUUCAUGCAUUCACAGCAUCGUUCAUUAGAUUCAGAGCUUGGCGUUGCACUCUGAGUUAGGCAAUUUCCUUGAUGUUAUUUGUUGUUGACUUGCUGUUACACAAGAAGGGAUUCAAACUUUACAGCGCUGUUACUUUUCCUGUGUCAAUGUUCACUUUGGCAUUUUUAUAUUUGCGGUGUACCCAAAUACAGUGCUUGUUUUCACACCAAUGCAGACCGAUUGAAGCCAGUAAAGCCCUGCAUACCUGCGUUGCAUUCGUGUACAGACGUGUGCAAAGUAACGCUUUUUCUUGAGACGUAUUCGACAGUCAGAGUAACUGCUCUCCGCUGGAAAAUGUUUGUCAGUGCUGUGUCGAUGUUUAUACCAUUUGUAAAUCCUAAAUGUAACGUGUUUAUUUGCAUAACUGUAACAUGUUUGAAAGCCAUUGUAAAGUGUAAAUAUUGUAUGUCAGUUAUUAUCAUUUCUCUUCUUUGUUUUUGUUCUUUUUUUUUACAAGCACAGUAAGAACUGCUUCGACGCCGUGCCCCGUUUACACUGGGUGGUGAAAACGUAGAACUCACAGACAAAUGAGAGAUUUUAUUGAUGAAAUCAGAGCCAAAUAAAAGUACCUUUAUGACUGUUUACAAUACAUUGUUUUAAUUU